Molecule: messenger RNA, 1140 nt
Organism: Beauveria bassiana ARSEF 2860
Lineage: Eukaryota; Fungi; Ascomycota; Sordariomycetes; Hypocreales; Cordycipitaceae
Exons: 2
Coding region: 1-1140 (379 amino acids)
Source: RefSeq, a predicted model, not a curated record
AUGUCGCUCCGCGCCGGCCUCUUGACCUUGUUCAUCGCCGGCGGCAGCGCGCUCGCCCACCACCACCAUCAGCAGCAGCAGCACCCCGAGCUGGGACCACAACCCGCCACCGUCGAACUGACUGCUGCGCCCGCCUCCUCGCCGACGAUACCACCGUGGACGGCCAAAGUAGAACCGGAGCCGCCACGGGUACACGACGAUGGGAAGGCGACGAGGAGGCCGACGAGGACGGUGACGCGUUUUACACGGCAGUUGGAUCUGGUCGAGCGAGAUCCCGACGCGGGGGUGCAAGUUGAAGGCACAGUGAUUGUUCGCCAAGACUCUUCUUCUUCUGCUUCUUCUUCGUCGUCGUCUUCGUCAUCAACAUCAUCGUCUUCUUCCUCGGAUUCCACACCAUCACCUCUACCCUCGCCAUUCGACAACGCUCCGGCCUCGAUAUUCAAAAGCCCCAGCAGCACAAACGAUGCCUGCCCGACAUUUAUGAAGAAAUUGUUGGACGACCCGACGUUCAAGCAAUGCUACCCAAUCUCCAUGAUGCUACGAACGUCAACGUCCUUUUUCGAGGCCGAAAAGCAGCUCGUCAGCAUCGUCCGCGUCCUCGACGCCACCUGCGCGCCCGACGCCGCCCAGUGCGAGACGUUUCUCACCCAGGCCGCCAAGAACCUGCUCGACCCCUCCAAUUGCAAAACGGAAUACGACGCCGGCCAGGUCCAGGUCACUGAGGCCCUCGACGGCCUGCGCGCCUACCGGGUGCUCCGCGCCGCCACCUGCCUCCAGGACCCGGCCACCCAAAACUACUGCUUCGCCAGCGCCGUCACAAACAUCACCAAUCCUUCCGACAUUUUCCUCUACUCCAUGCCCCUCGGCCUGUCCCUGCCCGGCGCUUCCACGCCCUCGUGCGGCGUCUGCACUACCCAGACCAUGGCCGUCUUUCACGCUGCCACCGGCGACCGCGGCCAGCAGAUUACGGGCACGUACAGGGACGCUGCGCGCCAGGUCAACGCCAUCUGCGGGCCGGGCUUUGUCAAUGACACGGCCACGUCGGCGGCUGGGCGGGCCGGCGCGGCGGCCGGCGAUGCGACGACCAUGCUGGCGGUGGCUUUUGCGUCGCUCUUGAGUCUGGUCGUCUUGACGUGGUGA